CGUUCAGUCUGACAUCCUCUCUCAAAGUGUUUCCUCAUUGGGAGCUACAAGUGUUUGGCUUGGUGUCUUUUGUCUUCUUAAGUAUUCACGAUAAUCAAUCAAUCACUUUGAAGACUAUAAGUAGCAAAAUAGGGCUCGCAGAUACCGCCAUAUUGGAUAUAAUGGCUGCCAAUAUACAACAGCAGCGCGCCGUUAAUGAUCAAUUAAAGCGUGAGGUUGAUAUGCGGCGUCAUCAAGUAUCUGAAUCUUGUAAGUUGAUGAUCAAAUAUAUGAAUGAACAUGAGAAUGAAGAUUGCCUAUUGACUGGCUUUAACAGUCAAAAAAUAAAUCCAUUUAGGGAGAAAAGUUCCUGCAUUGUUUUAUAAAAAAUUGAUUAAAAAGUUCAUUAGAAACUGUGCUCAAUUGUAUCGCAGUUUCCUUUCUUUAAGGAUAAAUAAAUUAUAUAUUGAAAAAAACUUUUAAGGCAAAACUCUUAAAAAUAUGAAUCCUUAGUAGAUUAGAAAAAAAUUUCGUGAUCUAAAAUAUUUCUUUUAUGUCAAAAGUGGAAAGCGAAAUAUUUGAAUAUUAGAACUAUUAGUUUUUAAAUUACUUAAGAGUUACAAAUUUUCCUGUGAGAAGCAGUAGAUUUCAUUGUGUUUUAAAGAAAUGCAUUUAAAUACAUUAUAUAUAAUUGUUUUCUCCUUUCUUUAUGGAUAUCUUACAAAAUAUUAUAUAUAUAUGUGAAAAAAUGUUUUCUCUAAUCAACCUCACUUAGUUACAUUUUCUGAUUGACCAGAUAUUUCAAAGCAAAGGUUUAUUACUAGAUAUUAAAUAUUAUUUGCUUUGAUCCAUCAAAAGUUUAUAUAUUGUUAAUAACUCUGUAGUACAAUAUAAAUCUGAAUACUUAUCCAUAAAAAACGGACUAAUUCAAGUAAUCUAUAAUACUUGUACCAAAUUUUAAUUCGGAUCCCGUUUUAAUUUGUAAAACAUUGGCGAAGACACAUCGAUUUUAAUGUUUGCUUAGACGGACAUAUUUAUAAAGGACUCAAAGACGGAUCAUGCCUACUUUUUUUUGAAUCGGCGUUCAAAUUAUGAAUAAAAAUUGAAAGAAGAAUUAAAACUAAUCAAAUACAUUCUAACUGCCAACAUUUUUACCGCUUUGGGAUUAUAAGCAGGAAGCAAGACGGCGCUUGGUUGGGCGAAGGGCGAACAAGCGGACAUGACUAUUACGGAUAAAAAUCUUGAAGAGAACUUUCUUUUUCCGACUUGAAGAUUUUUUUUUUUAUUUUUCAUUUGCACCGUAGGCCUCUUAAAGAAUAUAGAUCACCGAUUCGUCUUUGUUUUUUGUUGAGAAACACUCAAAAUAUUGCUGCUAGGCAAAUAAGUAAGAGAAAUCGUAGUCAAUUUUAAGUGAUAAUAUUCAUAAUACUUUUUUUAAAAGUUUUAAUAAUAAUUCUUAAUUUCGUAAUUAUCUUCGUAACAAUUCGAUUCGGCGGGCAAUUUUUAUACCCAUCAAUGAAUGAAGCAUAGGGACAUAGUCUUUUUUCCAACAUAUCUGCAAUAUACAGAAUGAGACCCCUUGAUAUAUGCAUAUUGCUAAUCAGCAACACUUUCUGGAGAUAUUUAAGCAUGUUUGUCAGUGUAAUGUUGUCCUGGUCGCAAAACUUAAGCUAAGUUAAGUUGACGGAAACAUUGCAAUUUUUUGCACGUACGUUGGUAUUAAAAAUGGUCAAGUAUAAAAAAGUCAUAGUAUAAUUUAAAUUGAGAACAUCCCUGUUAUAUAAAAAUAAAAAAAAUUGACUUCUUUCCCACCGCUCAUCAUCAUACAACAGAUAUAGCGAAAAAUAGAAAAGCUAGCCACUCUCAUCGCAUAAUUAUAGAGUAUUGAGAUUUAAUUUUUUUUUUAUUUCGGUAAAAAAAAGGAAGUGAUGGGUAUAAAAAAUUCGGCCACGGCCAAAUAUAAUUUUCUUACUUGUUACUAAUUGAUUAAUUACUCCCAUGUUCUUGCAUGGUUAACUAUAACCAAUUAUUUGAAAAAGGUUAAACAAAAAAAUCCAACCUGAAAUGAAAAGAAAAAUAAAAAAAAACCGUCUACUAAUGCAGCUCUCAAUAAAAAAUAUUUAAAAAAAAUAUUUUGUAAACAAUUUAAAUAAUAUAGAAAUCGAUAUAUUUGUAUUACUAUUUAAGUACUUAGCUCUUUAUUGGAGUAGACUUUAGAAAAAAGAGAAAUAAGAAAAAAACUUAUGAUCAAAAAAAUUUGAAUUGAACUAAUGAAAAUGAGAAUAUACUAUGUGUAGCUAAUGUGAACUAUAAAACAAUCCUCAAACUGAAUGUAAUAAACAAGAAAUGAAUGUAUUAAAAAAAAAAACUUUUUUUUUUUUAGUAAAUCUUCUCAUAUGUCGCUUAAUUAAGGGUUUGA
Glossina fuscipes is the source of this 2398-nucleotide messenger RNA. Its product is annotated as guanine nucleotide-binding protein subunit gamma-1-like. Gene Ontology annotation, cellular component: heterotrimeric G-protein complex. Gene Ontology annotation, biological process: G protein-coupled receptor signaling pathway. Gene Ontology annotation, molecular function: G-protein beta-subunit binding. NCBI's taxonomy places the organism in Eukaryota, Metazoa, Arthropoda, Insecta, Diptera, Glossinidae. The transcript has a single exon. Bases 162 to 365 code for a protein of 67 amino acids. The record is from RefSeq and is a predicted model, not a curated record.